Molecule: messenger RNA, 2690 nt
Organism: Linepithema humile (Argentine ant)
Lineage: Eukaryota; Metazoa; Arthropoda; Insecta; Hymenoptera; Formicidae
Biological process (GO): protein phosphorylation
Cellular component (GO): mitochondrion
Molecular function (GO): ATP binding; protein kinase activity
Source: RefSeq, a predicted model, not a curated record
UGUUUUGUUGUCAGUGCACUCAGAAUAAUAUAAUUAUACGAUGACUGCGAAUCGCGGUGAUGUCAUUGGGUUCAAAUUUCACGAGAUUUUUCACGCUGGCAAAACUUUUGCGGCGCUAUUGCGACAAAAUCGUGCGGAGAAGAAAAUGGUAUCAGAAUUAUUCUCAUCCGCUGAUAAAGCGUUACCGCGAUAAUGAUUUCGAUAUCAAGAGAACGAGUCGCAAUCUCUCGUCGAAUGCGCUGUUUCGCGGUCCUCGCAUUAAAAUACCUCGUGAACCACAAUCGGGGACCCCUAUCGACAAGAUCGAUGAGGAUGAGCAGGAAGAAGGCUUCCUGGAGUGCACGCAAAGGGCAAUUUUAAUAUUGGCGAAAAUCGUGGUGGUAAGCUCGGUCAUUACCACCUUAGUCGCUGCGUAUCUGAUAACGCGCGUGACGCAUACGAAUGUGUUUCCUAUUAUCUUGCAAAGAGGUAUAGAGUUUCUCGGACCAAUUUUCAUCAAGUUCGGCCAGUGGAUAUCCACGCGACGGGAUGUUUUCCCACGCGAUAUCUGUGAUGCGCUCUCGCGACUUCAACGGAAUACGACACCGCACUCUUGGAUGUACACGAAGCGCUUGCUCGAAGCCACGUAUGGCCCUUCCUGGCGGGACUUGUUUGUGAAGUUCGACAACGAAAGAUUGAUCGGUUCGGGAUGCUGCGCGCAGGUGUACAAAGCGUCGAUUGAUUUAAACACGAUGAAUGUCACAGACGCACGAAAAUCUCGGAUAUCGCGUUUUGUGGAAAACAAAACUCUCAAUGGAAGUAAUAAAUUUGCGUCUACCAGUCCGUGUGCUAGGAAAUUACAAGCCGUGGCGGUAAAAGUGUUGCAUCCCGGAAUCAAAAGCCAACUCAAAAGAGACAUCGCGAUAAUGCGCGGCCUUUCCAAGUGCGCCACGUACUUCAUACCGCAAUUACACUGGCUUAGUCUCACGGAUUGCAUCGACGAAUUUGCGCGCAUAAUGGAAGAUCAAGUUGAUAUGCGACUGGAGGCCGUCAAUCUCAUGAGAUUUUCAGCGAAUUUUUCAAGAAGGAAUGAUAUCGCGUUUCCGUACCCUUACAUGCACUUGACUCAUCGUAGGAUCCUUGUGGAGAGUUUCCACGAGGGUUUACCGAUAUCCAAUUACCUCGAACACGAGAACGCCGUUUUACAGCGGAAACUCGCCAAAAUAGGAAUCGCGACGGUUCUUAAAAUGGUAUUUAAGGAUAAUUUCAUUCACUGUGACUUGCAUCCGGGCAACAUUCUAGUCGAAAAAGCGGUUGUCCCGAAGGCGGGCCUGUUUAACACCUUUCGGCGGGUCAUUACCCCCGAUUACGUGGCGGUCGACCCGCGUUUGAUCAUACUGGACUGCGGCCUAGUGGUAUCGCUGAAUGAUCGCUGCCGACAAAAUCUCCGGGAUGUUUUUUACUCGGUAUUAAUGGGAAACGGUGAAAUGGCAGCGCAAUAUAUUCUGGAGCACAGUUCGCACAUGACUCCCGACCCGGACGGCUUCAAACGCUCGAUGAAGAACAUCGUGAAGUCUCAUCUUCGAAAUCCGCUUAAUGUGAACGUGAGUACCGUUGUGACGGAAUUAUUCUCCGCGAUGGUCCGUCAUCGGGUCAAGCAAGACGGAUCGUUCAGCAGCGUGAUUCUCAGCAUGCUGGUGAUCGAGGGUCUCGGUCGGUGUCUGGAUCCUAAUAUUGAUAUUUUCACGGAGAUUCUGCCCUUCGUUGUCAACAGCACUGUGUACAACGACUGAAGGCGAAAUUUUACAUUACAAAUUAACAUUUUGCGGUUUCCGGAGACUUUGUACAAUACAAUGACACGCUGCAAACUAUCUGUCACGAUCUUAUUAUUUUACAAUGAGAUGUUAUACGUCAGGUAUAUACAUCCGUCUUGCAUAAUAAAAUCGAACGAUUACGAAUACUGUUGUAGACCGGGAGGAAUAUCGGACGUAUUCCGGCUUUAAUAAUAGCGGCAUUAAACGAAGAGAACGGCAUUCACGAAGAGAGAAAGGAAGAAAGACGGAGGAAGAGACAGAGAGAAUUCCCAUUUUGAAACGAACCGACGCGCCGUGUAAUCGCAUCCGACAGAAUUCCGGCGAGUGACCAGUUCUCCGUGAUCGCUUCCUGGUUGGUCGACCAGGACGAUCGCAUAUGCACACGCAAGGUAUACAUGUAUCUGUUCCCGCCUUUACACACGCCUAUAUAUGCAUUAAAUGUAUAAUAUUACCGCUCGCGGAAUGGACGGCGGUCGGAUUAUUGAAAUCACAAGUUCCUCUUCUUUUUUUCCCCGCAAAAAUCGAGUGAUUUAUGGAGAUACGUCGCAUGCAAGGCAAAUUGGCAUUUAAAAAGCUGUUGACCCUGUACAUUUUGGCAACAGACAUUGAUAUCGCCUGAUUUAUCGAUUGUUUUCUCUUUAGCAUAAUGAAUAAAGUAGAUAAAGAAACCAAUUUUUCUAAACAUCGGGUUCGAAAAAUAUUUUUAAUGUUGUUCUCUAUUUAUUUAUUCUUCACUUUAUGCUUGUUUUUUAUUCACGCAAGAAUUUCAUUAAGUGGGCUUAUUUAUGCGACGUUAGUUAUUCGUUUAAGAAUUUUGAUUUUGUAUUUUACGAACUGUGUGUAUCCCCAGCUUGUAUAUUUCAUGUUUAUUCGUCAUAAAUGAAAUAAAAUGUAAAA